AUGGUUUCAAUCCUCCCUCAGUUAAAAUCUAUAUUUCAGUUUUUUAAAAGCAAGCCAUUUGGAUUUGCAAUAAUUUCCUUUGUGGCCAUUAUUGCCAUUAUUGCCAAUUGGAUUCAUCUUUCUCAAUAUUCUGAACCAGACCAUCCAACUUCCUUUUUUUCAUCUAACUGCAAUUCCAUACUUAAAUAUGGACGAUAUCUAAAUGAUGUCCACGAAACCCCUUCAAAUUGGCAGCCUGAUGGUUGUGUGCUUAAACACUAUCGUUCUUAUUAUCAAGAUAAUCUGCAAAGUUGUUUUAAACCUGGAGACGAAAUAUAUUUCUUUGGGGACUCUACCGCUCGCCAAGUCUUUUGGGGAUUUACUACUAUUCUUUUUAGACAGAAUUUACCUCUGAAAGGUGGGCAUGGAUCCUUGAGUUUUGAGCAGGACGGAAUUACUCUUAACUUUGUUUGGGAUCAAUUACUAGAUAGUAUUGGCGCCAACAUUACGGCCAAUAUUGCAAAGUUGGGGCUAAAGGCCAAGGAGAGAGAAGAAAAUGCUGCUUUAAACACUGACAAAUCUUACCAACCUAAAACUUACAUUUACACUACUGUUGGUCCAUGGUAUACGACUACUGUAGAAACAAAAUUUAUUGCAAAAACCUAUGAUCAUAAUAUUGGUCGAUUUCUUGAAACACUUGAAAAUCAAAUCGAGGGGGCCUUUGCAGGAGUUUAUCUUGCUCCAGCAUUAAACCCUGCAUACCCCUUUCUUAACGAGCUCAGAACUUCCUUAAUGAAACCUGAAAAAUAUCAUAAAAUGUCAGCCCAAUCUGAUAAACUGUUCAACUAUGUGCGCACAAACAAAACAGUCUCUUCAAAGGUAAACCCAGCACUUUAUCCUGGUGGUGUGCGCUAUCAAAAAAAAUCACCUUCAAGUGCAGCAGCAUACUAUGUUCCAGUGUUUAACGAACUUUCUGCAGAAAAUCAUCGUGGAAUGCAUGAUGGUAUUGGUGUGCAUUACCUUCAUGAUGGCUUUCUUACUCAAGCAAAUAUUUUAAUCAAUCACAUGUGCAAUGAAAGAUUGGCUGAGGAAAAUAUGAUUGAAGCAGGAACAUGUUGUAUUCCUUAUAUUGAUCGUAAAGGCAACUUUUCAAUUUUUGGGUUGAUUGGAAAGAUUUCAGUAUUUGUUCCACUAUUUGUAUUGCUUUUUUUCAUUUUUGAAGAUGUUAUUUUGGCUCUAAAGUAUUCUGCUUUGUCUGUUGUUAUUUUCAUGAGUGUAGCCACAUGGGCCCACUUGUCAAAUGAGUCACCCUUAAUAAGUAAAGUCGAGCUACUCUUUUCUUCAACUGAAUUUUGGGGGAUGUUGCAAACUUGGGUUGUUAUUGUUUUAGUCUCUGCUAUUUAUUCUGAGCCCAGUGUCUUGUCACCUUCUUCUGCUUUUCUUGCUGAGUUACAGGGUACUUUUGCUACUCUUUAUAUUAUUGUUCAAUAUUCAGGUGCUACUACAUUGUUUUACAGUUUUAGGGGGGAGUUUUGUGCGAGAGUGUUGCUUUCAAUGUGGCUAAUUCUACAGAUUUAUGAGUUAACCUCAGUUUGCUUAGAUCAGCUGGAUCCCACAUCUUUGGCCAUAAGCUAUUCCCAGAUAAUCCCCAUAAUUUCCAAAGCUUUUGCUCGUGCUUUAGCCCUUCCCUUGUUUUUAGGCUUAAGUGUUAGUGAUAUCACUCGCAAACUCCCACCAAAUUCUCCAGCACCAUCUUAUGUCGAUGUAACUUCCAAGAUUAUUUUUGGAAUUACAUUUAUUUUUUUUAUUCUACCUCUGGUUUCAAUUUUGAAAGCAAAAGUGGCAGAUCUAUUGCAACAGGACGAUGAAACCGCUAUUGAUUCCUUACCAAUAUUUAAAAGAUUUUUCAUGAGACGUAAAAUCUCAUGUACAAUUAUAUCUGAAACAGCAUUUAUUGUUAUGAUUUUAAUAUGUUUUCAUGUGCUCAGCUUAUUUUUCCUUUAUGCAAAGCUUUCAGGUGUUUUGGCACGGGCGCUGAACGCUAUUACUGAUGAUUAUUGGGUAUUAAUUGCAGGUGUAUGGAUUGCGUUAUUGCAGCAAUCAUUUUCCAUUAGUGAUAUUGUUGAGGUUUCCACCACUUCUAUAAUAGUUGCAAUUGUGGUUUCUUUGGGUUUAAUUAAUAUUGUGCUUUCAUAUGUUGACUUUUAUUUGCCUGUCGACCCCUUUGACUUGUCUCUUCCUACUCCAUACAUUCAAGUCAACCGCAAACUAUACUAUGAGCUUCUUCUUGAACGUGGCAAAGUUUACACCCCCUUACUACAUUUAUUUUUUGUAGUUACACUUCUUGCAUGUUAUACAGUGAUGCGCAUAGGCCUAUUGCAGAGGUUUUCGCGGGAUGUGCCUGUUUUUUCAUCUGUAUUGAUAGCCGCAUCUGGAGUGAGUUAUGAGAUGCUUCUUCUUUACCCAUAUGUUCUGUUAGCGGUAGGCGGUACAGUGCGCUUGCAUUAUCUACCUACAGGAAUUGUUCACUCAUCACUUAUCACUCGCACUUAUGAUUUUGUUGGCAAAGAGUUCAAAUUCCCUUAUACAUGGUGGCAUAUUGUGGAGAAGUUGCGCAAGACUGGGUCUAUGGUCAUUGGUGCUGGGGUGUUAUGGAUGCUUGCAAGUAUUAGUGCAAGUGUAUGGACAGAUUUAUGGCCGGAACAGCUGCCUGUACCAGUUGAGGCCACAGAAAUGAAUGAAGAAGAGAAUAAGCUUGAGGAGUUUGAAUUGGUUUGA
Magnusiomyces paraingens is the source of this 2757-nucleotide messenger RNA. RefSeq lists its product as uncharacterized. The record is from RefSeq and is a predicted model, not a curated record. The transcript has a single exon. Bases 1 to 2757 code for a protein of 918 amino acids. NCBI's taxonomy places the organism in Eukaryota, Fungi, Ascomycota, Dipodascomycetes, Dipodascales, Dipodascaceae.